Molecule: messenger RNA, 5606 nt
Organism: Cyprinus carpio (common carp)
Lineage: Eukaryota; Metazoa; Chordata; Actinopteri; Cypriniformes; Cyprinidae
Product: kinase suppressor of Ras 2
Exons: 21
Coding region: 577-3456 (959 amino acids)
Biological process (GO): protein phosphorylation
Molecular function (GO): protein kinase activity; ATP binding
Source: RefSeq, a predicted model, not a curated record
CUCGCGAGAACUCUCUCCCCUGCUUGUGUCGGCGAUGCGAUGCUGAUGCUGUUGCUGUGAAUUUGAUUGACGCGAACAUGUCGGUGUGAUGGGAGAGCGCCGGGAUGCAGCUGAUGAUGGUCCAGAAGGGGAAUACGUGCAGUCAAAUCAGACGUUAUCGUUAAGAAAUAACACCUAACGUUCUCCUUUUUCAUCUAUAACAAAGAUAUCUGAAUUUGUGUUGCAUUUCACACGCGCGUAAUGGAUCUAGCUGAUGCGACCGCAGCGAGGAUCUGAUUUGUAUUUUUUCCUUCCUUCCUUCCAUCCUUCAAUUUCUGUGUAUUAUGGUAGAGUCAAGCCGGAGCAUCAAACAUAAACUGUGCAACCCUGAUGACAAGACCGUCAGGAUAUCAGAAUAUCAACAAUGGAAUCGCCUUACACGUAGAGUCUAGUUUUUCAUGAUCGCACACACACACACACACACACACACACACACCAUUAUUAGUGCUUUCACGAACGCACUAUCCAAGUGUUGUCUAAUCUGAUUGAGCGAAAAAAGUAGCCUGCACUUAAGAGACGGACCACUGCUCCCAAAUUAUGGACGAGGAGAAUAUGACAAAAAGCGACGAGCAUCAUCUGAGUUUGCAAAAAGCCUUGCAGCAGUGCGAACUGGUGCAAAACAUGAUAGACAUUAGUAUCUCCAGCUUGGAAGGUCUGAGGACCAAAUGUGCCACAUCCAACGACUUGACACAAAAAGAAAUCCGAACGCUGGAGGGUAAACUGGUGAAGUAUUUUAGUCGGCAGCUCUCUUACAAGCGUAAAGUGUCCUUACAGGAGCAGAAUGUGGAGUUGGAUGGAUUCCCUCGGCUGGGACACUGGUUCCGCAUUGUUAACAUGAGGAAGGAGGUUAUUGAGGAGAUCUCUCCAGGUGAGCUGACUCUGGAGGCUCUGUUGGAGAUGUCGGAUGAGCAGGUGUGUGAGGCGCUGCAGAAGUUUGGAGCGAGUGAUGAAGAAUGUGCUCGGCUCAAUGCCUCGCUCACAUGUCUACGAUCAGCCCACAAAUCAGAACAACUUGAGGAUGACAAAUUACACAGUAAUGGAGGAUCCAAGCAGGACUGGUCUAUUCAAUGGCCCACGUCCGAGUCGGGUAAAGAGAACACCCCAGUGGGGCCAUCAGAUCCCAGUCAGUGGGUCCGUCUCCAGCUCUCCCAGAGCCCCAAAUUGCACUCACGUUACAGCCAGCACUUGUGCCAGAGUCCCCAGGCCCUGGCGCCCCCCUUCUAUUCCCCUCACCCGCAUUCAGACCGGCUGACCGUGGACUCUCACUUCGGCCUCUUCCCCUCGCCUCUGGAUAUGGGACAUCACUCUCUCCCUCCUUCCCCCAGACAGAGGCAUUUUGCCCACACCCCUCCUCGGACUCCCUUAGUAGUGAACACCAUGACCCCUCCAGGGACGCCACAGGUCAGGCGCAGGAAUAAACUGAAGGCCCCUGGAACCCCGCCGCCUGCCAGCCGGAAGCUCAUCCACCUUCUGCCAGGGUUCACGGCUCUGCACCGCAGCAAAUCCCAUGAGUUCCAGCUGGGGAACAGAAUAGAUGACGCACAGACACCCAAAGCAAAAAAGAAGAACAAGCCGCUGAACUUGAAGAUCCACAGCAGUGUGGCUGGGAGCUGUGAAAACCUGCCAACCCAGCGCUCUCCUCUCCACUCCGAUCACUCACUCCGCUCCUUCUUUUUCCCCAAUUUUGUCCCUUCGACACCACCGGUGCACUCUGAGACCCCCUCAGCAAAUACUCUGUCUGUUCCUCGCUGGUCUCCUCAAAUACCUCGCAGAGACCUCGGCAACUCCAUAAAACACAGGUUUUCCACAAAGUAUUGGAUGUCACAGACAUGUAUCGUGUGCGGGAAAGGAAUGCUGUUCGGCUUAAAAUGCAAACACUGCAAAUUGAAGUGCCACAACAAAUGCACCAAAGAAGCUCCACCCUGUCAUUUACUCAUAUACCACAGAGGAGGUAGGGACCCAUCCAGAGAUCAAGUAACAUCUCAAGCUCGUCAGCUCGUCAGGACCGAGUCGGUACCAUGUGACAUAAACAACCCCCUCAGGUACUCCGACCUCCACAUUAGCCAGACUCUCCCCAAGACCAACAAAAUCAACAAGGACCACAUCCCUGUGCCAUAUCAGCCCGACUCCAGCAGUAACCCCUUCACAGACUUUUCAACAAAUAAUAGACUGCUUAAUGCUCUUGUGGACGCCAGAGAUUUUUUAUUUAGAUUGAAUUCUGUCUGCUUCUCUCCUGUGCUUUUCUCAGCAUCUCAUUUCUACAAAUGCAAGCAGCAGUUCAUCUUCCCUGAUGUGGCCCCUGAGGUUCCCACCAGGGCCCCUCAAGUCAUUCUACACCCUGUUCUGUCUGAACCUGGUACCAAAGGGAGUCCCUUGCUACAAAUUGAGGUUGAGCCAACAUCUGAUAACGAGGAAGGCAAUGAUGAGGCAGAGGGUUCAGCGGAUGAGUUCGAGGAGAUGAAUCUCUCCCUCCUGUCUGCGCGGAACUUCCCACGCAAGGCCAGCCAGACCAGCAUCUUCCUGCAGGAGUGGGACAUUCCCAUGGAGCAGCUGGAGAUGGGAGAGCUGAUCGGGAAAGGCCGCUUUGGACAGGUCUACCACGGACGCUGGCACGGAGAAGUGGCAAUACGGCUAAUUGACAUUGAAAGAGACAAUGAAGAACAGCUGAAAGCGUUUAAAAGGGAGGUGAUGGCGUACAGGAACACACGGCAUGAGAACGUGGUCCUGUUCAUGGGAGCGUGUAUGAGACCCCCUCAUCUGGCCAUCAUCACCAGUUUGUGUAAGGGCAGGACCCUCUACUCAGUGAUUCGAGAUGCAAAAGUCGUUCUCGACGUGAACAAGACUAGACAAAUCGCACAAGAGAUGGUGAAGGGCAUGGGCUACCUACAUGCCAAAGGGAUCCUUCACAAAGAUAUGAAAUCCAAGAAUGUAUUUUAUGACAAUGGGAAAGUGGUCAUCACCGACUUUGGCCUGUUCACAAUAUCUGGUGUUCUACAAGCAGGCAGUAGGAGAAAGGAUAAGCUGCGGAUCCCAAGCGGCUGGAUGUGUCAUCUCGCUCCUGAGCUCAUCCGUCAGCUCUCCCCCGAGACUGCAGAAAACCAGCUUCCUUUCUCCAAACAGUCUGAUGUCUUUGCCUUUGGCACUAUCUGGUAUGAGCUCCAUGCACGCGAGUGGCCCUUUAAGAAUCAGCCAGCUGAAGUCAUCAUCUGGCAGGUGGGAAGUGGAAUGAAGCCCAACCUCACUCAGAUCGGCAUGGGCAAAGAGAUAUCCGACAUCCUGCUGUUCUGUUGGGCGUAUGAACAGGAAGAGAGGCCCAGCUUCUCCAAGCUCGUGGAACUACUGGAGAAACUCCCGAAACGCAACCGCCGCCUGUCUCACCCAGUACACUUCUGGAAAUCAGCUGAGUAUGUGAAAUGAGCUAAGCUAAACUCAAAAACACCGGCUUGUAUAUAAAAAAAAAAGCGAACCAAUCAUGAGGUAACAUUAAAAUUGAGUCAUGCAGCGUGACUGAGAGAGUCGCUACUGGAUGGUGCAUGUAUUUAGCGACGUUUCCUAAACGCAGUGAUCAUUUAGAAUAUUUAGAGCACACAGUAUUUCAGGUGUAUGAUUUGGUCAUGAAAGGGAGAUGUUUUCUUCUUUUUUUGUUGUUUUUUUGUUGCUAAAUGUAUGUUUGAUCUGUUUUGCAUAUAUCAGCUGCUUGUGAUUUAUUUUUCUUUAUCUUGAAUGAGUCCACUUUCAGUGAAUGUUGUUUUCUUUCGUUGAACCUGCAAUGCAUUUUUAUAAACAACUGAAACUAGUGUUGUUCAAGUUUUUGUCUGUAUUGUUUUGUAAUUUUUUCUUUUUUUGAAUUUAGUCAUUGGAUGAAUGUAUUUUAUUUUUAUUUAUUUUUUAUUUUGAGAAAUGUACCCUUUGGAGAUGUUGUACACUUGUUUGUUUUCUCUCAUUCAUGCUGUAUCAGUGUUUCUCAGAAUUCCAUCCUGUCGUCUGAAUUCUCCGAUCACAAAGGGGUAUUCCGAGAAUGUGAAGACUUUUUCUCUCUUCUUUUCGCGUUAUAGCCAUCACUCAUUUACUUGCAUUUACAGCAUUGCCUAUAUAGAAAGACGCGUUGUUCGUGCGAUGGCGCUGUAAUCGAACGUGCCCGCCGUGACUCGAGGCACGUAUUUAUAUUAUCGACACUUGAAUUGUAUCAUGCCUAACUGUGACAAAAACAGAAUUACCUGGGGGUAAACUGCUAUUCCUGAGCCUACAAAGAAAAAGGGAUAGAUAUAACUGACUGUAUCUAUCACACUUACAAAAUUUUUCUUUUCAGUGCAUACUUACGAAUGUUUUAGCAUAAUUUAAAGCUUUGCGUUGUUUGUACUAGGCUACACAUUGAUAUAUUGUAGAGAUUAUACAGUACCAUGAGUAAUAGUGCACUAUUCACCACGACGGCAUUUGUAUAUUAUUCUAAAUCACAUCUCAUUAAUGUGACUGUUGCAUGUUGCAAGUUCUGGAUUGUCCAUGUUGUAACACGGAACGGUGAUCGUGUCAAAACGAGUGUGAAGGUUGGUGUCGCUAGCUAGGUAUGACUUAAACCGAACCGCUAUCCCGCUUUCUCCACCAUGCACUCUGGGUACAGACAAUCUGCUCACUUGUAAAGCCAUGGCUUUUCGGGUCAUAAACAGUGCCAGUGCUCACAAACUUGUUGCUGCUGUUAUUUUUGAAGUGCUCAAGUAUAUUUUAGGAUCACAAAAAUACAGAUGUUGUUAAGUGGGCGUUUAUAUUUGUACGGUCAACCGUUUUUACAUGCAUGAAAACAUUUUUAGGGGAUUUGUCCCCUCGAGUACAGAACCAGCUUAGUAGUUUUACAAACUGUGACUAAAUACAAUGACGGCGGAUGUGAGAAACUGAGAAAGUAAUUCAAAAUGAUGUUUAGAGUCUGUGUCAGGCCUAGUAAGGCACAAUUUUAAAUCUAUAAGUAAAUAACUGUGCUAUAAUGUUUCUAUAUUUUUUUUGAAACGGGGAUACGAGGAUGUGGCGGGACAGUGUUAUUUUUCACUGGGAAUUAUAGGAAAUCGUGAGAUGAUGGGAUCUUGUUAACAAACAUUAUUAGCAGCUUCCAUAUCAGGCCUAUUUAACAGGCUGUAGAUUUUGCUUAAUGAUCUGUUGCUGUAAUUAAUACUCCAAUCACUCAAUCCAACCUCAUUGUCAUCUAUUAUAUUUCUGCUCCAUUAUGAAUGUAUAAAUUGUUCUGUGUGUGUGUGUUGUUGUUGUUGUUAACGUUGUUUUCUUUUCCUUUUUCCUUACUAUCCAUCCAUGCAUUUACUCAGUGGUUGUUAUUUAUCAACACUUAUCCAUCGCUCUGGUUUACGUUUCUUUUCUGAUAUUGUGUGCGCGUCUUCGCAGAUUUCUUUGAUGGCCUCCAUGACUGAGUUUUUGUAUUAUGUAUUUGUUGUAAGCAUAUAUAAAGCUUGUAUUUACUGAUGCCUUAUGGUCCAUGGCUUAGCGACUGGUACACAUCACAAGCUCUUUCUUUGCACUCAUCAUUUUAUGAAAAUAUAUGAAAAUAAAAAGGUGUUGAUUUUGGA